Gossypium raimondii (Peruvian cotton) is the source of this 742-nucleotide messenger RNA. RefSeq names its product transcription factor PRE6. The transcript has 2 exons. The record is from RefSeq and is a predicted model, not a curated record. Lineage: Eukaryota; Viridiplantae; Streptophyta; Magnoliopsida; Malvales; Malvaceae. Gene Ontology annotation, molecular function: protein dimerization activity. Bases 242 to 520 code for a protein of 92 amino acids. Gene Ontology annotation, biological process: regulation of DNA-templated transcription; regulation of growth.
CCCUAUUUAAUAAGAAGCAUAGCCCACUGCUUUCUUCCAUGCAUUUGUCCCUUAUAAUUCUACUACCCAAGCAUAUCUCUUCUCUACCUUUCUUGCUCUUGUUUUUUACUUCGUUUCUUUCCUCCUCUCAUCCCAUUUUCCCCUUAAACUUUUCUUCUCUGACAAAACCACAUCCCAUAUAUUUAUAAUAUCCUUAAACUUUCACUUUGUUGAUUACUUUCCUGAGCCAAAUAUCAAUACAAUGUCAAGCAGAAGAUCACGUUCCAGGCAAUCAGGUGCUUCAAGGAUCACUGAUGAUCAGAUCAUCGAUCUUGUUUCCAAGUUGCAACAGCUUAUCCCUGAGCUUCGUGGAAGACGCCCCGACAAGGUAUCAGCUUCUAAGGUCUUACAGGAAACCUGCAACUAUAUCAGAAGCUUACACAGAGAAGUUGACGGCUUAAGCGAUCGGUUAUCUCAGCUAUUAGCUUCCACAGACACCGAUAGCGACCAAGCAGCCAUUAUCAGGAGUUUACUUAUGUAAUGAUCAGAUUUUUGGUUUUUUUUUCCUAGAUUAAGUAUUACUCACUUUUUCCAGGUCUAGGGUUUGUUUAUCAUCGCUUGUAUUGUAGUAAUGCAGAACAAGGGUGGAAUAGUGGCUACAGUGAACCAUGUUUCGUAAUCCUUGUCAUCAAGAGACUUGUAUACUGUUCGAGUUUAUCCUCGUAUAUUUAUAAAAUAAAAAUAAAUUAUGAGUUGAUUUACA